AUGUGUUUAUCUAAACCCUUCUUCCGUGUAUGCAGACGUACAACCCACGAUGUCAAUACCUUUGACAAGGAUGUACCUGGACCUUUCCAGGGUGAAAUAGGCCAACAUGAGCCCGAAGACGCCUCCAUUGAACCUGAAAGUGGGCAGCCAGUAGCAAUAUCACCAUCCAUUGAAGAAGAAGUCCCGCUGUCACCACCCGUUGAAGAAGAGGUCCCGCUGUCAACACUUUGGGAUGUAGAGUGGGACCGUCAUAUUUAUGAAAUCAGUGGCAGACAAGAUCUUUUUGCAGAAUUGAAGACUUCGCUACUUGGAGGCACUAGCCUCUUUGCAACGCCUCUUGCUGCUCUCAAGGACGAGAUUUGCACUCAGGAUGAUGGAUUUGAUCUUGGAAUCGAGCUGUCGGAUGAAAUCCCUGCCGAGUAUACCCCGACAGUCAAACCGGGGAGCCCAUACUAUCCUUGGCCAUCGAAGGCACACUUCUUAACCUCACUUUUGUUCAGCUCCGCACGUCUACCCUUUUCAGAUGCACAGAAGAAAGCUGCACUCACCUGGGCCAAGGAACUCGGUGCACGCAAUGUCCCAUCUCUCAGGUCCAUCAAGCAAUCGAAUGACUGUAUAUGUGAACUUGUCGGAAAUCCGAUACGCAAAGUUACAUCGGCAUCCGGCAAUAUCUUUUACAUCAAUGAUAUCAGACAUGCGAUUGCGAAGGACUAUGCCAACCCACUCACCCACUUCUCUAUGCUGGAUUAUCCGGAGGAUGGAGGAGCCGGGAUGUCGCAGGUCUGUCAUGGGCAGAAGAUGCUGUUAGAGAUGCCGUCACCUCCAGCAGCUCGUGUUGGUGGUAAAAUAUAUUUUACCAACGAACUUCUGCAGGAAUGCUCGGGAGCCUAUUUUGUUCCUGAGCGAUUUUUCAACGCCUCAUAUGGAUCAUCGAAUCAAAGGGACUCACAAGAUCUACGACAGGAGAAGGAAUUGUAUGCCAUGGGUCAUGCAGUGCAAUAUACAGAUGCUGGUUUCAUUGUCAAUGACAAGCAAGAGGUCAUGCCGGUGUCGAUCUUCAGGCGCUCAUUUGAAGAUAUCAUGGAUGAGCUUGUGUGUGGGGUCACACAUGAGUACACAUUUGAACCAAAAGAUGAUUCUCUGCUUAGCAUGAUCUCAGCAUUGUCUGAGAAAUAUUUGAAGCUCGUACCGCAUCCACUCCAUAAAAAGGCAAAGGGUCGGAUGGUCUAUUCCGUCCCGCUUGUCAUAUUCAUGGAUGACGUCUCUGGAAAUAUCUCGAAACAAUGGAACAAACAUCACGCAAUAUACAUGUCGAACACCAACCUACCUCGGGAGAUGUUAGAGAAAGAAUUUUGCGUUCGAUUUGUAAUGUCGUCCCCACAUGCAGCACCAAUGGAAUUAAUGCAUUCAAUGAGGGAGUCUAUCAGGUCGGACUCAGGGAUCAUUGCGUGGGACUGCAAAUUUGACGAGGAGGUGAUGCUCGUUCCUCAAGGUCUAUUUUUAGCGGGGGACAAUCCGAUGCAGGCUGAGGAAUGCAGCCAUGCUGGGUUGAAUUGUAAUUAUUUUUGCAGGACCUGCCAUGUCGGCGGCACAAAAGAAUAUAAAGAAUCGGAGGUCGGUUAUAACAGUAUUUUUAUGGAAGGAAAUCCCCGAAUGCCUGAAGACAUGAAGUCUCAAGUCUGUCAGCAGUUUGACACAGCGUUAUGCUCAGGAGCUGCCGGGAAGAUUGUGACCACAACAACAUUGACUGGAGUUUGGGACUCUACCUCAUCGUACCUCAUCAAUGCGCUGGUGGAAUUGGGAAAGAAGCUGCAAAAGCGCAAAGCAGGGCAGCUGGCAUCGGCAGAAUCUGUUGUUCGUGCUGCCCUGGAGAAACAGCUCGAGGACAUGUUGCAAGGCAGGACAAUUGAGGAUGCAAUAAACCCCCUUCUGGGAAUGGACAGACUGAACAUUCACAUGGAUACUCCUACGGAGAUCCUUCACACUGUUCUCCUUGGCGUUGUAAAGUAUUUCUGGGGCCAGACCGUUUUCCUCCUUGAGAAAGCUAAGCUGCUCGGUCUCUUUCAGACACGUCUCGACUCAUUGGAACAGGAUGGCUUGAAUGCGCCUCGAGAUACAUGCACAACAUUUAUUUGCAACAACACCAUCAAACAUAUUACUACAGGUGGCUAUUGGUAUGAUGCCAAUGCGGGGGGCUGGGUUCAGGGUGGCCCGCUAGUUGUCGCCCACCUUGAAGGUCAUCCAGAACAUGGCCGGCUGCUUGGGAUUCCCUAUGAAAGUUUAGCUGAUCCAGGUACAGUGACUCACGCAAUUGCAGGAUCUAGGGACGGUCUACAAAGACCAUCUCACUCUCAUUACUACCAGGGGGGUUCCAUUGUGACUAGCGAGCACGAAAAUGUCCAGUUGGGUGGGCACAUUAUUUUUCAAGACAUGGUGGAGAACAAGGAACAUAUCCAAACCGACCGAACGAUGAGCAUCAUGGAACACCAACCCUCACCGGAAUAUUUCCUCAACACAUGGUCCAUCCACAACUAUCAACACAUACACUCUGUUCUCCCAGAAUUCCUUCAUGAGACCCCAUUGCAUGUCAUGGAUCCCAGUGCUGUCCGAAAAACUGCCGUGCAGCAAAUGCAGGGAAAACGGCUGGCAAAAAAGUCUGGAGGAGAGGUAGUGAGCCUGCCCCACGACGAAGAUCGCAGUGUGCAUCCUGCAUUCAAUCAUGCCAAGAAAACAGCCCAAGGCAAAGGCCACGUCCAAGAAACAGUGUAA
Suillus discolor is the source of this 2769-nucleotide messenger RNA. RefSeq lists its product as uncharacterized. Bases 1 to 2769 code for a protein of 922 amino acids. The transcript has 11 exons. NCBI's taxonomy places the organism in Eukaryota, Fungi, Basidiomycota, Agaricomycetes, Boletales, Suillaceae. The record is from RefSeq and is a predicted model, not a curated record.